AUGCAACUCAAGAUCGCGCCCAAGCGGGUUUUAAGAACUUCAAUAGCAUCAAGACUCCUAUCUUCAGCCAUACCAGACCUCACACUAUCAAGACCACAGCGUCACCAAAGACUAGCAGAGACAGUCACCAUACAGCCCUCCCAGUCCUUCGCAUCGCAGCCUUUCCAGAGAUCUCAGCGAUCAGGCAUGGCGAAGGGGAAAAGGAGAAAGCCUCGCGGCCCUUCGGUAGGAGGCGCCGGCCAGAGAGGCUCCGGCUCGAGUGGAUCGGCAGCAUUGCCAUCUCAGAUGCCAGGCAACAAGGAGCUGCCCAGCACGGCGGCUUGGCAAGAUCCCACGUUCCAUGAGAACCUCAUGGCCUCGCAGCCUCUCAUGCCGGGCCCCAUGCCGCUGCUGCCGCAGUUCAACAUCGGCCAGACCAUGCCCAUGAUACCAUUCAUGCCCAUGUUCUCGGGCGCCAUGCCGGGUCCCAUGCUCUACAACCAGAGCACGCCCCUGGUCCCAGACUUUACCCCGUUCCAACAAGGGCCGGCCCCUCUCAUGCAACAACAACAACUACCCUUGCGACCACAAUCUGCAACGCAGCUACCGAGCAACGGCUCAACACCAAACGCAGACCAGGCACCAUCAUCAAAGAAGAACAAGAUCCUCACCCGGGACGCCAUCGUCCCCCCCUCAAAGGAGUCAGGCGGCGUCCCGGACCCGUCCCCGUCCUACCUCGCCCGCGCCUCCUUCCUCCCGCAGCGCACGCCCGCGAGUAAGCCCCUCCUCGUCGUCAUCGACCUCAACGGUACCCUGCUCCACCGCCCCAACCGCGCCAGCCCGUCCAAGUUCGUCGCCCGCCCCCACGCCGCCGCCUUCCUGUCCUACUGCAUCCGCACCUUCUGGGUCGUCAUCUGGUCCUCGGCCCGCCCCGCCAACGUCCGCAGCAUGUGCGCCCGCCUCAUCCCCGAGCCCGAGCUGUCGGGCCGCGUCGUCGCCGUCUGGGGCCGCGACCGCUUUGGCCUGUCCGCCGACGACUUCAACCGCCGGGUCCAGUGCUACAAGCGGCUGACGCGCGUCUGGGAGGACGACGUGGUCGCCAGGUCACACCCGGCGUACGCCCAGGGCGGCCGCUGGACGCAGGGCAACACGGUGCUCGUCGACGACUCCAUCGAGAAGGCGCGCAGCGAGCCGCACAACCUCCUCCAGAUCCCCGAGUUUGCCGGCGACGUCAACGAGAAGCCCGAGAUCUUGCCGCAGGUGCACGACUACCUCAACGAGCUGUGCUUCCAGAGCGAUGUCAGCACGUAUAUCCGGAAGUACCCUUACAAGCCGGGCCCUGAAGGAUGGACUCCAGAGACACCACCCUGA
Molecule: messenger RNA, 1350 nt
Organism: Thyridium curvatum
Lineage: Eukaryota; Fungi; Ascomycota; Sordariomycetes; Thyridiales; Thyridiaceae
Exons: 1
Coding region: 1-1350 (449 amino acids)
Molecular function (GO): phosphoprotein phosphatase activity
Source: RefSeq, a predicted model, not a curated record